GCAUUGCUUUGAACUUUGAACUUUUGAAAAGAGAGAAGAAAAGGAGAAAAGGUCACGGGGUCAGGGACCAGAUCUUCAUGGAGAACGUGGGGGCUGUGAAGCAGCUCUGCAAACUAACCAACAACCUGGAAGAAAGAAUAGAGGAGUUGGAAACGUGGAACCGGAAGCUGGCCAGGCUGAAAUGCCUCAGCCGCAGCUGGAAGUCCUCAGUCAGCGAAGCCAGCACCAUCAGCAAAUUUAGCAGAGCUGUGAGUUCAUCUUCACCGAGAAGGGCCAUUUCCAAAAAGCCCACCAAGGUCUCUUUGUCAGGAAGGAAACCAUUGUGUCCUAACUGGGUUUUCCAGACAUUGGUUAUAGCGCUGAUUGCUGUGAUGACAUUUUGUGCCUUGACAAUAGUCGCCCUGUACAUACUUAGCCUGAAGGAUCAAGACCGGCGCGCCCCGAAUCUCCCUCUGAGCAACGUGACAAGCGGUCCGGAGCCAGCUCUGCCAUCCACAGCUCCCACUCCAGGUCCUCACACAACCCUGGCCACAGAGACCUUCCCUCAAGUGCCUGAGAUCACUUUCUGUGAGGUCCUGCCUUGUCAGGAAAGUUACUGCUGCCCUCUGUGGGGACCGAGAAUAUUAUUUUCAAGUCCUACACAAAGACAGUUGGAGGCAGAGAGAGAAAUCCGUCACAGACCAUGGGCAGAAGACAGGAGCAAAUCAUUCCUGACAAGAAAUGCGCUUAUCAGUCGUGACUGGGAGAGUGACUGGAUUGAUACAACCAUCACUUCUAUUCAGAUUAUGGAAAUCCAGCAAGCGAUAGACCGUCGCUAUUGCAGCCGGAUGCUUCACUGCGGGCCUGGAAAUUAUAAUUAUAAUAUCCCUGUUAAUAAGAACACACCUACCAACGUCAAAUUCUCUCUGGAAAUCAACACAACAGAGCCGCUGAUAAUCUUCCAGUGCAAAUACUCCCUUGGGAAUAUAUGUUUCCACAGUCAACGGGAACGAACCCAAAACCACAGAGAAGAUGCUCAGAUGACACAGGGAUAUCAGCACAUUUGGAGCCUCCCUGUGGCCCCGUUCUCUGACAGUGCAUAUCAUUUCCGAGUAGCCGCACCAGAUUUAGCAGACUGUUCGACGGAUCCUUUUUUUGCUGGGAUUUUCUUCACAGAUUAUUUCUUUUAUUUCUAUCGGCGUUGUAACUAAUUUAUUCAAGUUUGAGGACUUUAACAAAGAAAAGCACUCAGGAAUACAGUUAGCAGAAACUGGUGUUUCCUCUCCCAACCUCUUUUACCUUUCUGUAAAGCACUCAUAUUUUUGCUGAAGGACCCUUUCAAGUUUGGCUUCCAACAGUUUUGAGACUUCAUGAGGAGAAUAAAGUGUUUGCUGGAGCUUGAGAAAA
Messenger RNA from Psammomys obesus (fat sand rat), 1386 nucleotides. Its product is annotated as myelin regulatory factor-like protein. The annotation marks the transcript as partial. The record is from RefSeq and is a predicted model, not a curated record. Gene Ontology annotation, biological process: protein autoprocessing; positive regulation of DNA-templated transcription. Lineage: Eukaryota; Metazoa; Chordata; Mammalia; Rodentia; Muridae. Gene Ontology annotation, molecular function: DNA-binding transcription factor activity; sequence-specific DNA binding. Gene Ontology annotation, cellular component: endoplasmic reticulum membrane; nucleus. The transcript has 13 exons.